AGCAGUCGCUCACGUGACCACCACAGCUCUCAGUUCCGCUCCCUGUCCCAGACCUCUGGGUGGGCACUUCCAGGGACUCCUUCUGUUGGGGGGGCACCAGAGCAGUGACCAGCUGUGCAAGACCAGCCCUAGGAGUCUGUGGUGCUUCCUGCCCGCUGCUCACCCAUCCGCUCCUGCCAUGGGGCACCUUGGGGCCCUCCUCUUCCUCCUUGGGGGCCUGGGGGCUCUCGCUGAUAUAUGCGAAAUACCAGAGGUGGAUAGCAAGCUGGUGGAGAGGCUCGGCCAGCGCCUCUUGCCCUGGAUGGACUGGCUCUCCGUGGAGUACCUGAACCCCAGUAUCUACGUGGGCCUACGCCUCUCCAGCCUGCAGGCCGGGGCCAGGGAGGCCUUCUAUCUGCACAUCCUCAAGCUCAACUACCAGCAGAGCGUCCUGGGGCUUGCCAUCAAUGAUGACAACAGUAACAACCAGGCCAAGCCCUCCAUGGGUCAGGUGGCCCUCUACCUGCUGGCUCUCAGGGGUAACUGUGAGUUUGUUGGAGGCCACAAGGGGGACAGGCUGGUCUCACAGCUGAAGCGGUUCCUGGAGGACGAGAAGAGGGCCAUUGGGUCCAGUCACAAGGGCCAGCCCCUCACCAGCUACUACCAGUAUGGCCUGGGCAUCCUGGCCCUGUGUGUCCACCAGAAGCGGCUCCAUGACAGCGUGGUGGGCAAGCUCCUGUACGCCGUGGAACACGACCAACAUCUGCCCCGGGGCCCCCUCUCUGUGGACACAGUGGCCAUGGCGGGCUUGGCCUUCACCUGUCUGGAGCGCUCCAACCUCAACCCCAAUCAGGGACACCGGAUCACCCUGGCCAUUAGGACAGUACAAGAGAAAAUCCUGAAGGCCCAGACCCCUGAAGGCCACUUUGGGAAUGUUUACAGCACACCUCUGGCGCUGCAGUUACUGAUGAACUCCUUCAUGCCUGAAAAGAAGCUGGGCACAGCAUGCCUCAAGGCAAGAGCUGCUCUGUUGGCCAGUAUGCAGGAUGGGGCCUUCAAGAAUGUUCUCAUCAUUUCCCAGCUGCUGCCUGUCCUGAACGGCAAGAGCUAUGUGGAUCUCAUCUCCCCAGACUGCGAGGCACCAAGAGUCCUGUUGCAACCAGCUGUGGAGACUCCUUCACAGACCCAAGCGCUCAUCAGUGUCAUGCUGAAGGUCCCCAGUGUCUUGCCACCAUACAGACAUGCCAUAUCUGUCCCUGCUGGGUCCUCCUUGGAAGAUGUCCUUAAGAAGGCCCAGGAGCUCACAAGAUUCACGUAUGGAACCCAGAACUCCUUGUCAGGACCCUACCUGACCUCCGUGAUGGGGAAAGAAGUUGGGGAACGUGAGUUCUGGCAGCUCCUCCAAGCCCCUGACACCCCACUGCUAGAAGGUAUUGCUGACUAUAUCCCCAAGGAUGGAGAAACCAUCGAGCUGAGGCUGGUUAGCUGGUAGCCCCUGGGCUCACCCACGCCAGCAGCCUGGCCCAUUGCUGGGCCUCCGCCUUCCCUCCAGACAUCGCUGUAACAGGCACAUACAUGCCCAAUCCUGCUGCUACCUCAUGUGUCCUUGGAGGAGUGUCCCCUGGAUUACCCAGCUACUACCCUUGCAAAGGUCCUCAGCCACCAUCCACCCUGGAUCAGGGAACCACGCAUCUUCCUGGGAGGGCUGUUGCUCGAGUCCGGCCCCGCCUGGCCACACAGGCAUCCCUUGAAGGCCACUCAUAGUCUGAAGGGUCUGAAGCAUCUCAGACUCCUCAACACAAGGAGAAGUCACGGCCAUUGGUGUUGUGAGUACUGCCCCCUCUGGGAUUGGGGUCCUGCAAGGAGACCUGUGUGGCCCAGGGGCUGCAGUCCCGACCCCAGCUCUCUACUCCGGCCUUCAGGGCGGUGGCCCCGGUGCUGGCCUUGGCAGAGUGGCUGGUGGGGGCUCUGCCGAGCUGCUCAAAGCCUGCCUCUGAAAUGAUUAAAGUGUUGAUUGUGCACCUGC
Molecule: messenger RNA, 2005 nt
Organism: Mirounga angustirostris (Northern elephant seal)
Lineage: Eukaryota; Metazoa; Chordata; Mammalia; Carnivora; Phocidae
Gene: TCN2
Product: transcobalamin 2
Exons: 10
Coding region: 179-1471 (430 amino acids)
Biological process (GO): cobalamin transport
Molecular function (GO): cobalamin binding
Source: RefSeq, a predicted model, not a curated record